Grosmannia clavigera kw1407 is the source of this 1962-nucleotide messenger RNA. RefSeq lists its product as uncharacterized. Gene Ontology annotation, biological process: nuclear-transcribed mRNA catabolic process, nonsense-mediated decay. The coding region runs from base 1 to 1962 and encodes 653 amino acids. The transcript has a single exon. The record is from RefSeq and is a predicted model, not a curated record. Gene Ontology annotation, molecular function: protein binding; telomerase RNA binding; telomeric repeat DNA binding. Lineage: Eukaryota; Fungi; Ascomycota; Sordariomycetes; Ophiostomatales; Ophiostomataceae. Gene Ontology annotation, cellular component: telomerase holoenzyme complex.
AUGGAACCAAGAUCUUCCGCUGAGGAUGCAACGUCAGGGUCGGAAAUCCAGCGGUCCGAUGCAAAGGAUCGCUCCAGCAUGAAUAUAGAGCUGCAGCCAGAGACGCGUCCCAUAUCACUAUCACAACUCGUCAACGAAGUCAAAGGGAUCUACGUCGGAUUAGUCAUGGUGGAAACAAAAUGUAUCGAAGUCGACUCGGAAAAGGGUGGCGUCGGGAGCAAUCCGCAGACAAAGUUCACCGACGAGCAAUGGCAAGCGUUGAUCACCUUGCACCGCACACUCUUGCACGAGCACCAUGACUUCAUGCUGGCCUCACAACAUCCAUCUGCAUCUCCGGCAUUGCGACGACUAGCUGUUAAGUAUGCAAUGCCAGCAAGAAUGUGGCGCCACGGAAUUCACAGUUUCCUCGAACUUCUGCGCCACCGGCUCCCAGACUCUCAGGAGCAUAUGAUCACUUUUAUUUAUUUGGCUUACUCGAUGAUGGCGCUGCUUUACGAGACUGUGCCUGCCUUUGAAGACACCUGGGUUGAAUGCCUUGGCGAUUUGAGCCGCUACCGAAUGGCUAUUGAAGAUGACAAUCAAAGAGUCCGCGAUACUUGGACACAAGUUUCCGCAGGCUGGUAUACGAUAGCCUCUAAUCAUGCUCCUACAACUGGCCGCCUCUAUCAUCAUCUCGCCAUCUUGGCACGGCCCCAAAUAGUCACCCAGCUCUACUUGUACCUUAAAAGUCUUUGCGUCCCAGUCCCGUUCUCCUCUACAAACGAAUCGAUCCUGACACUUCUCGACCCUAUCCUUAACAACAAGCCUCCAGCCGGAGUUUCUGAGCUCGAAGUGCUAUUCGUUACACUCCACGCCAUCCUUUUCACUGGAAAAUCAAACUCAUCGUUCGCGACAAUUAGUGCGAAGUUUUUGAAAGCUCUUGACAGCCACAUCACUACUGGCGGAAAAAGCCUUAUCGAGACAGGUGUCUACAUUGCCAUUAUCAACAUAUGUGCAGUGCUUGGCUUUGGAGCCGACAACAACGUUCUUAUGAAGCUUUUACGCCAGCCAAAGACUAGCAGCACAAAUGCAAUUGAUGGAACUAGCAAUGCCGAUUUGCGGUCUAUCGAGGAGUCUUCGUCUGCGGAACCUCCGAGCCGAGCGCAAGCGCUGACAACAGGCACAGACCGCAUUAUAUUUUCACGCUUUGGUGUAGAAUCCUUAUAUGGUUACAUACAUGCGCGUCUGGUGUGGCUAGUAGAAAUGGCACAGCUUCCCGGUGCUAUGAUUUGCCUGGAACGCCAUGUGGAUUGGGCGCUUCUGGUUGAUUAUCUCAAUGACUUGAUCGGCACCUAUAACCAGUAUGAGCGUUUGGAGAUGGAUACUGUCAUGAUUGCUCCUUCGGGUAGUAAUGACAACGUGGAGGUACACCCGAGACAAAUCCCGGGCCGGACGCCCGAGACUUCUACGCCAAACAACUCUGAGACGGGGCCUAGAGCCUUGUCGGGCGCAUCAGAAGUGAAAGCAACGGAUGCACCAACUCCUACGAUUGCAGAACCGCCGCGGCCACGGAGUGUGGAGGAGAGGCCACUCCCUGAGGAUUGGAAGCAUCGUGGAAUGAUCUAUGCACAAAAUACAUUUCCCAGGGGCUGGUUUGGUGAUUUCGGUGCUGUGGACGACGGUGAGAGACUGAUGGAGACGCCUGCGAUGACAAAGAUACGGAAGGAGAGGAUUCUCUGGCUGGCAGUUCGCUUGACAAAAUUUUCAACAAAUAUCGUCUACGACAAGAAUACUCACCUUUUCUCUGUAGGUGAGUAUGCUGCCGACAAAAGUAUUGCAAGGGGAAAGGAGGAUGACGAAGGUGGCCAAGACGAUGAGGACGAUGAUAUAAAUCUGUCAGAUAUGGAGUCGCUGGCUUACUCCGCAAACUUGAACAUCAAGUCAACGGACUCAGUGCUUGAUCACAUUUCCAUUAAGCGGUAG